AUGAGAAUAAAAAAAUUACUAAUGAUAAUAUCAUUAUCAUCAACAUUAUUAAUAAAAUUAAUAUUAAUAUUUACAUUAUUAUCAACAACAAAUGUUGAUGCAAAAUGUCCAUCAAAAGCAAAUUCAUUCUGUUUACAGAUUGAUGGUUUUGAUUCAAUAUUAUUAGAUGGAUCACAUUUUACAAAUAUAUCGAAAGUAUUUAGGCAAAUUGCCUUUCUAUUCGAUGAUGAUCAUGAAUCAAAAGAAUUAGAUCAAUUUAUAUUGAUUAAUAAUUUUAAGCUUGAAAAACUUGAUCGAAAUGUAUUCUGUGAUUUUCGUUUUCGUCAUAUUGUGAUUCGAAAUUGUACACGUUUGAAUAAGAUUGAUCGUGAUGCAUUUAAUGGUACGGCAAGUUUUGUAAAAUCAAUUAAAAUUGAUUAUAUUGGUCUAACUGAAUCAAGUUCGGAAGAAUUUUUUGAAGCAUUAAAUUCAUUGGAUAAUCUUGAAGAUCUUGAAUUAAAAAAUCAUCGUUUAUUGAAUAUAAGUGAUUAUACGUUUAGACAAAAACGUUUAAAAUCAUUACAUCUUGAUGGUCCAUUGGAAGUAAUCAGUAAUAAUGCAUUUUUUUAUGCAGAUAAUUUAUCAAUAUUAAAAUUAACAAAAUCGAUUCGUCGUAUUAAACAACAUGCAUUCCAUUUUCGUUUGACAAGCAAUAAAACAUUGGAUCUAUAUUUGGAUGCAAAAAUUGGUUCAAUGGAACGUCGUGUAUUUCUAUCAACACAACGUCCAUUAACAAUUAAUCUAUUUCUAAAUAAAAUGUCAAAUUUUGAGGCUGCCAUAUUUAAACCUGUAUUAAUGGAACAGAUCAAACAUGAGCUCAUUUUACAUGGAAAUCCAAAAGAAAUGCGUAACCCUUGUCAAUUAUUAUGGUUAUUUCGUAGUAAACAUCGUUUUAAAGGUGUUUUUCAAUUUAAAGAUGAACCAUUAAUUAAUGAAUCAUAUUUUGAUCAAUGGCGUUGUUCAAAUCAAAUGAUACAUGGUCAUCCAUCAUCAUCAAGUGGUGGUACAAUUGUAAUGGAUAAUAAUAAUAAUAAUGGUCAAACAAAUGAUAAUGAAAUACAUGAAGAAAUGAAUAAUAUUGAUCGUGCCGGUAUGGAUCAAUCACAUAAUAAUGCUAUUUCAUCAAUAAUCAUCGAUAGUCCAAAUAUUAGUUUUGCCCAUAUAAUGAUUAUUAUUAUAACUGCCAUCCGAUUAUUAUUACAAACAUGAUCAGAAUAAAUUGAUGAUCGCGGAUGACAAGUAAAAGAAACAAAUAUGUUUUUUUUUCUUUUUCCU
Dermatophagoides pteronyssinus (European house dust mite) is the source of this 1314-nucleotide messenger RNA. RefSeq lists its product as uncharacterized. Lineage: Eukaryota; Metazoa; Arthropoda; Arachnida; Sarcoptiformes; Pyroglyphidae. The record is from RefSeq and is a predicted model, not a curated record.